CGGCGGCGCCGCUUUACAACCGCAUAGUCGCUCGCAUUGCUCGCUUCGCGCGGCGAAACGUAAACUCCGACAGCCAGUCAUACGCACUGCACGCAGCGAAGCUCUUGCAACCACAAAUCGCUGCGGCGCGCAACGAAGCCAUGUCGUCGCGCGCCGACUACCUUAAGAAAUACACGAGCGGCGGCAAGAAAGACAAGAAAAAGAAGAAGCGCAAGCGCGAGAAGGCGUCGGCGGCGGCCUCGGGCAUGCGCCUGGUCGAGUCGGACGACGAGUGGGCCGCGCCCGCGCCCGGCGGCGCCGGCUUCGACGCCGAGGCCGACGACGAGGCGCCCCAGGUGGUCUUCGACGACGCCGAGGGUGCCGUCAAGCCCGAGGAGGUCGUGCGGACGCGCGGCGCGUGGGCGGCCGUCGGAGGCGGCGGCGGCGGCGGGUCGGACAGCGACGCGUCGCCGCCGCGGCGCGGGCGCGCGGGCUCCGACUCGGACGCCUCGCCGCCGCGGCGCGGGCGCGCGGGCUCGGACAGUGACGCGAGCCCACCGCGGCGGGGGCGGGCCGGAUCUGAUAGCGACGCGAGCCCUCCGCGGCGGGGGCGCGCGGGCUCUGAUUCGGACGCGUCGCCUCCGCGACGAGGCCGCGCGGGCUCUGACUCGGACGCAUCGCCACCGCGACGAGGUCGCGCGGGCUCUGACAGCGACGCCUCUCCGCCAAGGCGGGGCCGCGCGGGCUCCGAUAGCGACGCGAGUCCUCCCCGACGCGGCCGAGCUGGAUCCGACAGCGACGCGUCUCUGCCGCGACGGGGCCGCGCGGGCUCGGAUUCCGACGCAUCUCCGCCGCGACGAGCACGCGCAGACGACAGCGACGCCAGCCCGCCGCGCCGGCGCGCGCGCGCAGACGACAGCGACGCGAGCCCCCCGCGCCGGCGACGAGCCGACCCCGACGCGAGCCCGCCGCGCCGCCCGCCGAAGACGGAGCGCGUCGCCUUCGCGCCGGCCGACAAGAAGGCCAGCCAGCGCGGCGCGCGAAAAAUGGCCGACGGCCAUUCGGCCGGCGUGCUGUCGGGCGCCGAGUUCAAGGCCGCCGAGACCAAACUGAGGGAGGAGCGGCGGCGCGAGGCCGCGGCCAUGGACCCGAGCGAGUCGGGCGCGCACGCCGCGACGGUCUACCGCGACCGGCGCACGGGCAAGGCCAUCAACCUCGCGGACGAGGCGGCGCGCAUCGAGGCGGAGCGCGAGAAGAAGGCCCAGGAGGCGCGCGAGCAGUUCGAGUGGGGCCGAGGAACGAAGCAGAAAGAGGCCGAAGCGGACGCGAGGGCGGAGCUCAAGGCCGUGGCGAACGAGCCCUUCGCGCGGCGCGCCGACGAUCCCAAGCUGGAGAAGAUGCGGAGGGAUGUGAUUCGGGACGGCGACCCGAUGGCCGACUACAUCCGGCAAAGCCGAGCACAGGAAGAGGAGAAGGCGACGCCGGCGGAAUCAAGGCGCCCAGUCUAUAAGGGCCCGCCCCCGCCGCCGAACCGGUUCGGCAUCCGGCCAGGCUACCGAUGGGACGGCGUCGACCGCGGCAACGGCUGGGAGCAGAAGCUCCAGAACCACGCGGCACAACAGGUCGGCCUGAGGAACGACCGGUAUGCCUGGUCAUGCGCAGACAUGUAG
Messenger RNA from Pelagomonas calceolata, 1649 nucleotides. NCBI's taxonomy places the organism in Eukaryota, Pelagophyceae, Pelagomonadales, Pelagomonadaceae. The record is from the annotation of a GenBank genome assembly.